Messenger RNA from Botrytis porri, 1164 nucleotides. RefSeq lists its product as uncharacterized. The record is from RefSeq and is a predicted model, not a curated record. Bases 1 to 1164 code for a protein of 387 amino acids. Lineage: Eukaryota; Fungi; Ascomycota; Leotiomycetes; Helotiales; Sclerotiniaceae. The transcript is spliced from 4 exons.
AUGGAACGAAAGAACUCAGAAGCUGGCCCUUCAAACAGUCCUAUAAAAAUCCCCGUUGCAUCAUUUCCUACACAUAACUCACCUCGAGUUUGGUUCUUAACUUCCGCUUUAUCCCCAUUGUCUGUCCGAUUAAUCAGACUUCUCCUCAAGCAUGGCGAUUAUGUGGCUGCUGGUCUACCGCCAAGUGAAAUCGAGGAUGAUGAGCGAUGUAUAGAGUUUAAGGAACUCAUUAAUGAUUGCAAUAGUAGUAAAAAGCAAUGUGAGGGAUGGAAAGAUAGAAUUCGAGGUAUAAGGGUUGAUGGAAGGGCCAAAUCACAAUGUUUAGCAGCUAUUGCAGAAGCCAUCAAAGUAUUCGGUCGUAUAGAUAUUUUGUUGUGUUCUUCAUCAGAAGCUGUUGUCGGUACGGUAGAGGAACUUUCGACAAAUCCAGCUACUCGAAGUCUUGUUCGUGAUCAAUUCGAAGCCAUCUACUUCAGUCAGAUCAAUUUUAUCAAAUCCGCUCUACCUCAUCUUCGACAAAAACGUGAUGGUCAUAUUCUCAUUCUUACUGGAAUUACUGGUCACAUAGGAACACCUGGAAUGUCCAUGUAUUGUGCUGCGACAUGGGCUCUGGAAGGAUUUUGUGAUGCUCUGACAUAUGAAAUUGCCCCAUUCAAUAUAAAAUUGACAAUUGUUCAACCAAAUAAAGAGAUCCCCCUACUCACGAACAAAAUUACUUUCGCUCCACAAUUACCACAAUAUGAACCUCAAAAUAAUCCGGCUCCACAAUUGAGGGAAGUCUUGACGCACGUGUUAAAUUCACAUCCAGAUACUCGGAUGGAACUACAAACUGGGAAAACUACCAUUCAGUCGAGAUUUCCUAAUCUACCUAGCGAAUCGAGAGAUAAGCUGGUCAUGGAAACUGUUCAUGCUUUGACGGCGAUUGGGGGUCAUGAAAAUCCACCAGCAAGACAUAUUGUGGGUUAUGAAGGGAUAGCAUCGGUAAAAGAAAAGCUUAAGACAGUUAGUGAAGAGAUGGAAGAUUUUGUGGAAGUUAGUUGUGCAGUGGAUAUCUAUACUAAAAGUGCAGUUAAUCAGGCAGCAUUGGCUGAAACAAGAUCUCAGCGCAAACGUAGUGGCAGUCAGGAUUCUAAUAAUGAAGGAUCGAUCCCAGCUCUAUUUUAA